AUGCUGACGGUCAUCCAGAAGGAGCAGAAGCUGAGCUCCUACUCGCUCAACGCCGUGUCGGCUGAGUUCUUGGGCGAGCAGAAGGAGGAUGUGCAUCACAGCAUGAUUGGUGACCUCUUCGAAGGCAGUGCGGAAAGUCGGCGGCGUCUGGCCGUCUACUGCUUAAAGGAUGCUUACCUGCCCAUGCGCCUCAUGGACAAGCUCCUGUGCAUGUACAACUAUGUCGAAAUGGCUCGUGUCACAGGGACGCCGAUCAACUUCCUCCUCAACCGUGGCCAGAUGAUCAAAGUUCAGUCGCAGCUACUGCGCAAAGCUGGGCAGUGUGGCUUCGUGAUGCCGACGCUUCCGAAGACCGAGACCUCGAAUGACAAGUUUGAUGGCGCGACGGUCCUGGACCCGCGUCAAGGAUUCUAUCCGCAGCCCAUUGCCACACUGGACUUUGCGUCCCUGUAUCCUUCCAUUAUGAUGGCGCACAACCUGUGCUAUUGCACCCUCCUGAAGCCAGAGCAGGCCCGGGAUCUUCAGCCGGAGGAGUACACCAAGACGCCCAACGGCUGCUAUUUCCUGAAGAGCUCUCGCCGACGUGGACUGCUCCCCAUGAUCCUGGAGGAGCUGCUGGCAGCGAGAAAGCGCGCGAAGAAGGCUAUGGCGGAAGAGAGCGAUCCUUUAACCAAGUCCGUCCUGAAUGGGCGACAGCUGGCGCUGAAGAUCUCGGCGAACUCUGUGUAUGGCUUCACAGGCGCCACGGUUGGAGUGCUGCCCUGCCUGGACAUUUCGUCCUCAGUGACCGCCUUUGGUCGCACGAUGAUUGAGCACACCAAGCAGAUGGUUCAGGACAAUUUCUGCAUUGAGAAGGGCUACGCGCAUGAUGCUGAAGUGAUCUAUGGCGACACGGACUCCGUCAUGGUUAAGUUUGGUGUCGACGACAUCGCCGAGGCCAUGCGCUUGGGCCAGCAGGCCGCGGACAUGGUCUCCGCGACGUUUGCCAAGCCAAUCAAGCUGGAGUUUGAGAAAGUGUACUGCCCGUACCUGCUCAUGAACAAGAAGCGCUAUGCCGGCCUCUACUGGACAAACCCGGACAAGUACGACAAGCUGGAUGCAAAAGGGAUCGAGACAGUUCGGCGCGACAACUGCGGCCUUGCUCGACACUUGGUGGACAUGUCGCUGCGUACCAUUCUGAUCGACAAGUCGGUGCCGAAGGCAAUUGAGCUGGUGCAGAAGGCUGUCUCUGACCUCUUGCAGAACAAGAUCGACCUGUCCCUCCUGGUCAUCACAAAGUCCUUGGGCAAGGGCGCACAUGCCGAGGACUACAGUGCUAAGCAGGCCCACGUGGAGCUGGCGGAGCGGAUGCGAAAGCGCGACCCCACGACUGCGCCAGGCAGUGGAGAUCGCGUGCCCUACGUCAUUUGCGCUGGUGCGAAGAAUGCAAAGGCCUAUGAGCGGUCCGAGGACCCACUGUACGCGCUCGAGAACAACAAGUCCAUCGAUGCCGGCUACUACAUCGAGCAUCAGCUGCAGCUCCCUCUCCUGCGUAUCUUUGGGCCCAUCAUGGGUAACGACGACAAGGCACAGUCCGUGCUCUUCAACGGGGACCACACCCGCAAAGUUCACACACCCACACAGGAAGGUGGGGCCUUGGCGAAGUUUGUCACGAAAAGCUUGCGCUGCAAGGGGUGUAAGGCAGUGAUAAAGCAGGGGAUGCUUUGUGAACAUUGCCAGAAGGAGAAAGCAGCCGAGGUGGUUGUCGGCCAGAUGCAGGACUUCCAGCAGAAGGAGCAGGAGUACAAUCGUUUGUGGACGCAGUGCCAGCGUUGCCAAGGAAGCUUGCUGGAGCCCGUUAUUUGCUCCAAUCGGGACUGCGACAUCUUCUACCGGCGGGCCAAGGCCAGGAAGGAUGUGCAGCUGGCGCAGGAGCAGCUGAGCCGCUUGAAGCUGGACUGGUGA
This is a messenger RNA of Symbiodinium natans, 1944 nucleotides long. The record is from the annotation of a GenBank genome assembly. NCBI's taxonomy places the organism in Eukaryota, Dinophyceae, Suessiales, Symbiodiniaceae.